AUGUCUUUUUUCCCAAAAAUAUCUUUCCAACGUGAAGUUGAAGAGUAUCUCACCAAAGUCUUCAGAAAUAAUGAGCUUGUCACUGCUUUAGGUACACAGGAGGUGGAGAGUAGAUAUCAAUCUCUGUUAAGUCAUCUAUCUCAUCCACCAGCUUUCACAACUGUUAGAGUUAAUACCCACUUGGCCUCAGUGAAACACGUGAAAAAAUUGCUCUUUGGAGAGAUCCAGAAGCAAUUUAAAGGACUAUGUGUUCCAGUUCUUGAGCAUCCGAAACUCCAGGACAUCUUAUUAAUUCCUGUCAUUGGACCCAGGCGAGAUUUAAAAAAACAUGCAUCUGAAGUCAUUGUUGGAGCCCAGUGUGGAUAUGCAGUACUUCGAGGAGCACACGUUUAUGUCCCUGGAAUCAUAUCAACCUCAAGAUUUAUGAAAGCUGGAGAUCUGGUCUCAGUGUAUUCAGAUAUUGAAGGGAAAUGUAAAAGAGGAGCCAAAGAAUUUGAAGGAGUCAAAGUUUUCCUUGGAAAUGGGAUUUCAGAACUGAGUCGCAGUGAAAUCUUUAGUUCAACUGGCCCAUCAAAUGGGAUGGGCGUAAGAAUGAUAGAGCCAGUCUACCUUAGUCCUUCGUUUGACAAUGUGCUCCCUAGUCAUUUGUUUUUACAGAACUUACCUUCUGUGGUUGUGAGCCAUAUUUUAAACCCUCAACCAGGAGAGAGAAUUUUGGAUAUGUGUGCUGCACCUGGAGGAAAAACAACUCAUGUUGCAACAUUAAUGCAUGACCAG
Antrostomus carolinensis (chuck-will's-widow) is the source of this 777-nucleotide messenger RNA. It is a transcript of the gene NSUN6, whose product is annotated as NOP2/Sun RNA methyltransferase 6. Gene Ontology annotation, biological process: RNA methylation. The record is from RefSeq and is a predicted model, not a curated record. Gene Ontology annotation, molecular function: RNA binding; RNA methyltransferase activity. Lineage: Eukaryota; Metazoa; Chordata; Aves; Caprimulgiformes; Caprimulgidae. The annotation marks the transcript as partial. The transcript is spliced from 7 exons.